Molecule: messenger RNA, 642 nt
Organism: Eutrema salsugineum
Lineage: Eukaryota; Viridiplantae; Streptophyta; Magnoliopsida; Brassicales; Brassicaceae
Product: transcription factor DYT1
Exons: 3
Coding region: 1-642 (213 amino acids)
Biological process (GO): regulation of DNA-templated transcription
Cellular component (GO): nucleus
Molecular function (GO): protein dimerization activity; sequence-specific DNA binding; DNA-binding transcription factor activity
Source: RefSeq, a predicted model, not a curated record
AUGGGUGGAGGAAGCAGAUAUCAAGAACCAGUCAGGAUGAGCCGUAGGAGACAAGUAAGGAAAGAGAAGCAAGAAGAUGAAAGCUUCAAAUCUCCAAAUCUUGAAGCUGAGAGACGUAGAAGAGAGAAGCUACAUUGUCGGCUUAUGGCUCUACGAUCUCAUGUCCCAAUUGUCACCAACAUGACUAAAGCGAGUAUUGUUGAAGAUGCGAUUACUUACAUAGGAAAGCUUCAGAUGGAAGUUGAGAAUCUUACAGAGAAACUUCAUGAAAUAGAAGAAGCUCCUCCUGAGAUGGAUGAACAACGAACGAAUCUGAUCAUAAAACCUGAACAUGAAACUAUUGAUUUGAUAGAGGAGAUAAAGAAACUCGGAAUCGAGGAGAAUGUGCAGUUAUUUAAGAUUGGGGAUAGGAAGUUCUGGCUGAAGAUUACAACAGAGAAGAAACCUGGGAUCUUUACUAAACUCAUGGAGGUUAUGAGGUUUAUCGGAUUCGAGAUCAUCGACGUUAGUUUAACAACUUCAAGUGGAGCAAUUCUUAUAUGUUCCUCUGUUCAGAUACUCCAGGGACUCUGUGAUGGUGACUCUGUAGAUCUUGAACAGACAAAGGAAUUUUUGUUGGAAGUCAUGAAAAGCUAUCCGUGA